Messenger RNA from Pedinophyceae sp. YPF-701, 3753 nucleotides. NCBI's taxonomy places the organism in Eukaryota, Viridiplantae, Chlorophyta, Pedinophyceae. The record is from the annotation of a GenBank genome assembly.
AUGCCAGGAGUACAUCCCGCAUUGGCUGAUCCCGGACCUGCGUGCCACUCUGGAAUACGCACAGAAGAACAAGGUCGACAUCGCGCCCGACCCAGCCACGCACAGGGCGCUGCUGGCGGUGUUGGCCACGCAGCAGUGGAACGACACGGAAGAGACGCGCGACACCAUCGAGGAGGUGGCGCUGGCGGCGCAGCGCAAGCCGCCGGUGGACCACGCCGAGAAGGAGGUGACGGCGCCGCGGGCUCUGGUCGUCGCCUGCAGCUCCACGGACGCGCGCGACGGGUUCGCCCUCAAGGCGUUCUCCAGGGGGGGGGGGCCGAUGACUCCCUGUCACUCACCAGCGCCAUUGCCAUGCAGCAGGCGUUGGACUUUGCGUUCCCGACCGACAUCCAGAACGGCAGCGCCGAGGACGUGGUCAAGGUCCUCGUCGAGCUGCUCGGCGAGCUUUACGACCUUGAUAUUGACAGCAUCCGCCCUCGCUAUGGCGACGUCGCACUGCUCCUGAUCGUCAUGGAGAACAAGGACGAGGACGAGGACGGCGCGGCGAAGUCGUUCCUCGAGCUGCUGGUGGACAGUUGCAGCAGUGCAGGUGUGCAAGGUGCCACGCCACCAGGCACACUGGCGUCACAACUGGGCCUCCUGCAGAAGCACUGGGUGGAGAUCCGGCUGCGGGACGUCCUCGCGACGACCGGGAACAUCUUCCUCCGCCGGCCUCCUCCGUCCACGGGGCAGCAACCAGUGCAGGCAGUGCUGGAGGAGCUGUCGAACUCCGCCGGCGCCAAGGAGAGGGCCGAUCUGACGGUCCGGCUCGUGCACGCCAUGCGCGACGUGUACGACUCCCGGUGCGGCCGCCGGCACAGGAGCGCGCCAAACUUGCCGCUGCGCGAGUUCUGCCUCGUCCUCGCGUUCACGGCGUGGCGGGCCGCCACCGUGCUCGACAAGGCAGCCAAGGAUGCGCUCGAAGGCGCCGAGGAGGUCUCCGACGACACGCUCCGUCGGUUCCGCCACGUCGGGGCGCCAGAAUGGUUGCGUCGGUUCUUCCAGGAGAUGUACAGCGGGGCGAAGCCGCCUGGACUGCGCGGACGUGGUGCCCUGCAACGGCAGCAGAUGGAGCUGCACAGCGCGGAUCGCGCGCACCCCCGCCCGGCCUGGCUCCUGGGCGCGCGCUCGAACGCUCCUGAUUCCACGCGCGCUCUCCCCGCGCCGGAGCAGCAGCCCCUCCUCGCCCCCGGCGAAGUCGCUGGCGGCACCGUCGACGCCAUCGUGCCGCUGACGGCCUACUGCCACCAUAAGGAGGGUUCACCCCUGGACCCCGCGGGAACCGCAUCAGUGUGCGUCGUGAACGACCCUGCACUCGUUCUGCCGGCGAUUCUGGACGAGACAUGGGCUCGCGCCGACGUCGAUGCCGAUGGUCACUUCAAGAGGACGAUUGAAUGCCUCGUUCCGCACCCCAAGCACGGCGGGGUGACCGUGCGGGCGACGCUGGACGUGGCUACGUUUGGACAGCCUGUGGGUGGACAGCCUGUGGGUGGACAGCCUGUGGGUGGACGCUGGAGAGCGUCCGUGAGGGACGCGCGCGCGCUGCUGCACGCUUGCGGCGUCAGUCCGGGCGACAGGCUCGCGCUGAAGCUGGAGGGCGCGACGCAGCGUGCGGCGGAUACGAACGCGCCCCGUCCGCAGUUCAAGUGCGUCACCGGCGACGAAGACCUGGCGAAGGCCUUGGGCGCGGCGCAGCGCCGCGGUGUUCUCCUGAAGCUUCCGGUGCCGCCCGGCGGAACCGACGUGUUCGUGAGGCGCGACGAGCUCCGCGACGAUGCGGGCGAAGUCCCCCCACUCAUCAUCGAUGGACGCACGUCGACUGAGAGUGAUGGCUCGCAGCGCGUUCGCUGGUCGUUACGCGAUUCGGCGGCGACGGUCCGGCUGGCAUUCAAGGCGGCGACGCCCGAGGGGCUGGCCCGGCCUCAUGCAGUUUGGGCUCGCUGCACCUGUCCCGUGUGCUGCCCGUACCAGGACGCGCGGGCACUGCUCGAACUCCGACUGGGCAGGGAGGUGCGGCCGAGGAUUCACAUCCCGGGGUUGCGGAGGUGUCUGGAAGGGCUUCAGCUGCCCGCAGUCGGCGGCGAUGCGUCCGACGUGCUGUCCCUGAUGCAGUCCCUGUCGCCGGUGGCGCUUGUCCUCGACGGCGGGCCCGACACCGAACGCGGCGACGACGUGCCCGAGGACGCUGCCCUGUUCGACCUCGUCAUCAACGGCUGCAAGAAGUGUGGCAGAAGACUGGAAGAGCUCGAGGCGAAACUGGACGACAAGGUUUCGGCGAACUUGCGAGAAACGACAUACGCCAAGGAGAACGAGGAGCUGCGCAAGUGCGACUGGCUGGGCGCGCCGCUCGAGAAGCUCCAGGCGGGUGCGCCUGGAUGGAGAGGCGUUGGUGCAGUUGUCCGCAAGCACCAGUUCAAGGGCGGCGUGCAACGCUACCUCCGCCCCGCCUCGGCGCUGCCCACGCCCGCCCUCGGAGACCCCGGGAUACCGGACUGGUCGCACUUCCGCAGGGACGGGGUGCCGCGGUGCAUGCUCUUCUCACCUAUGCAGGCGGGUGGAGGAGAAGUUGACCUGGUUGGGAACCGCAGCCGGUUCGGGAGCAUGGUUUUGGCGGAGGUGCCGGACAAAAACCUGAGGGUGACCGGAGAGGAGGUCUUCGUGUUGCGUGGUCAACUUGAGUGCACGGGACUGCUUGAUCCGGUCGAGGAGCUCUGGGGUUCCAAGACUGCCCUCCCGACCAAGCUGGAGAAGGCCAUCAAGGCGUCCGGAUCUCUCGCCCUCACGGGCGGUGAUCCUGGACUCACCUCUGCACUGGGCGAGCUCAAGGUCGUCUUGGUCGGCGCUGGCGCGGUCACGGGCGGGAUGCAGGGAGGCGCCCGGGCGGGGAUCCACGACGUGCGGUGCCACGUGGUCAGAAAAGCGAGCCGGGGCCGUGACCCAGGCGAGGCGUUGGACCACCGCGUGGGCAUCGAGUUGCGGGGGCUGUGUCCGGGGGUGCGGGACCGCGUCGGGCUCGGCCAGAAGGCGGACUCCGUCGCCGGCGGCAUGUGCGCCGUGCGGCGCCUCACCGACAACGAGGUGCGCGUCCUCCGCGCCGCGAUGAACCCGGAGCAGCUUCUCGAUCUCGACCGCGUGGAGGACGGCGACGGGCGCAAGCCGGAUGCGGACAAGGUCCUGGGGCCCUUCUUCCUGGUGUCAGACGACCCUCUAUGCGCGGCGGCAGCCUGGUUCGAGCGCGGGCAGCCGGGAGGACCUACCCUCCCGAAGUGCGUGGAUGGCGCAUACACCGCCUUCAAGGAAGAGCAAGCUCUCCCAGCGCCAGCCACCGGAGGUGGUUCUCCUCAUCAGCCGUCGCCCCCCACGGCGGGCCCGGCACCCGGGACCGCGGCCGCACACCCGCCCCCAGCACCGCCAGCGUCGUCGGGCCAAGCCUCUCCAACGGCGACGGAGUCGAGCCCGCGGGACGGAGCCCCCCCCCGCACUGCUGCUGCCACCCCACCCACGGCCCCGCAGCAACCACCCCCGACCGGCCGUCAGCAGCGCGCUGCACUGCGCGCUGCCCAAGAAGCCCGACCGCCCGCCGCAGUCUCGCCCACACCCUCGCCCCGGCUACUGUCCUAUGCCUCGGCGGUGACUGAGGAUAGGGAGGCCUUCGAGUGGGCCGCGUACAAGAGACUCGCGGACUUCUACAAGCUUUUGGGAAUCGGGCCGUGA